Molecule: messenger RNA, 1671 nt
Organism: Candidozyma haemuli
Lineage: Eukaryota; Fungi; Ascomycota; Pichiomycetes; Serinales; Metschnikowiaceae
Exons: 1
Coding region: 1-1671 (556 amino acids)
Biological process (GO): transmembrane transport
Cellular component (GO): membrane
Molecular function (GO): transmembrane transporter activity
Source: RefSeq, a predicted model, not a curated record
AUGGGUGUUGUUACUGUCAAGAAACACGAGAAGGGAGGCGUCGUGCCUACCAAGGCAGAGGAGAAGCAGUACGAUGAAAACAUCCAGGUGGAGCUGUUGCUGACAGACUCUGAGUCGCAGGUCGACUCUUUGGUGUCGAAUCCUUUCAAGGACCCAGCUGUUGCUGAGUACUAUACUGCCUUGUACGAGAGAGUCCAGUAUGAGUCUCGUCUGGCUUUUGAUCCUGAGUUCGAGUGGGAGCCAGAGGAAGAGAGGAAGCUUCUUAGAAAGUUGGACUGGAGAGUUGCACUUAGUGCAUGCAUUAUGUUUAUCGGUUUGCAAAUCGACAGAGGUAACUUGGCCCAGGCUGUGGUUGACGACUUGUUGCCUGACUUGGGUAUGAACACUAAUGAUUACAAUACCGGUAACACGAUUUUCCUUGUUGCAUUUUUGUUGGCUGAGUUGCCUUCCCAAUUGAUUUCAAAGAAGCUUGGUCCCGAUAUUUUUAUUCCUAUCCAGAUGAUCUCUUGGUCCGUCGUCGCUGCUUGUCAAGGUGCAAUGCAGAACAAGACUGGUUUCUUUAUUUGCAGAGCUUUAAUUGGUGCUUUGGAAGGUGGUUUCAUUGCUGACUUGGUCUUGUGGCUUACCUACUUCUACAAGUCCACCGAGUUACCUCUCCGUUUGUCUUGGUUCUGGACAUCUCUUUCGCUUUGUCAGAUUGUUACUUCCCUUUUAGCAUUCGCUAUCUUGCGUAUGAGAGGUGUUGCUGGCAUGGCUGGCUGGAGAUGGCUUUUCAUCAUUGAAGGUCUCAUCACUUUGAUCAUUGGUAUCAGUGCUUUCUACCUCAUGGUUCCAUCUGCUGUUCAGACCAAAAACAAACUUCAUCCUAAGGGCUGGUUCAAUGACAGAGAAGUGAAGAUUGUCGUGAACAGAGUCUUGAGAGACGACCCUUCCAAGGGUGAUAUGCAUAACAGACAAGGUUUGUCUGUGAAGAUGAUUGCCAAAGCUGCAUGGGAUUACGAUUUGUGGCCCAUCUACGCCAUUGGUUUCUUGGCUUAUAUUCCACAAGGUACCAUUCAACCUUACAUGACUCUUUCCAUGAAAGAGUUAGGUUUCGAUCGUAUCAUCGUUAACUUGCUUACUAUUCCACAGGCAGUUCUUCACAUCAUUUUCUUGAUCGCUGUUACGUGGUUUUCCGAAAGAAUCAAUGAGCGUGCCUUGACAUGUUUGUCUUUGCCAAUCUUGACCAUUCCUUUCAUGGGUGCCAUUAGAUGGUGGCCAGGCAGUGGUAAUGAUAACCCUUGGGUGACUUGGUUCUUGGUCUCGAUGGUGUUGGCUGCUCCUUACAUUCACGCCAUCUGUGUUGCCUGGGUUUCAAGAAACUCCAACUCCAUUAGAUCCCGUUCCGUCUGUUCGGCCUUGUAUAACAUGACCGUGCAAAUUGGUAACAUUGGUGCUUACAACAUUUACAGAGAGGAUGACAAACCCAAAUACUACAGAGGUAACACCCAGCUUUUCAUUCUUUCUGUCGUCAUGAUUCCUUUGCUCCUAGGUGUGAAGCUCUACUAUGUUCAGAUGAACAAGUACAGAGACAGAAAGUGGAACGAAAUGACUGUCGAGGAGCAGGAAGACUACGUCCGUACAACCACUGACGAGGGUAACAAGCGUCUUGACUUUAGGUUUGACCACUAA